Messenger RNA from Phyllostomus discolor (pale spear-nosed bat), 1212 nucleotides. Its product is annotated as olfactory receptor 13C7. The coding region runs from base 142 to 1101 and encodes 319 amino acids. Gene Ontology annotation, cellular component: membrane. Lineage: Eukaryota; Metazoa; Chordata; Mammalia; Chiroptera; Phyllostomidae. The transcript has a single exon. Gene Ontology annotation, biological process: G protein-coupled receptor signaling pathway. The record is from RefSeq and is a predicted model, not a curated record. Gene Ontology annotation, molecular function: G protein-coupled receptor activity; olfactory receptor activity.
UGGAGACUAUGGGCUUUCAGAACUGUUUUCUAAUCACUCAGCCUGACUGAACUCAAAGACCCGAUGGCCUGUACCUACGUGAGGUAAUGAAUGUUAAGUUUAAAUCUCAGUAUUUUCUUCAGUUGAAAGAGGAGACCUACCAUGGAAAGUGCCAACAAGACAGCCUCCAUGACAGAAUUUAUUCUCCUGGGCCUCUCCGCCCACCCAACGCUGGAGAAAAUAUUCUUUGUGCUCAUCCUGCUGAUGUACCUGGUGAUCCUGCUGGGCAACGGGGUCCUCAUCCUGGUGACCCUCCUUGACUCUCACCUGCACACACCCAUGUACUUCUUCCUGGGGAACCUCUCCUUCCUGGACAUCUGCUACACCACCUCCUCAGUCCCUCUGGUCCUGGAUGGCUUUGUGACCCCCAGGGAAACCAUCUCCUUCUCAGCCUGUGCUGUGCAGAUGUUUCUCUCCUUUGCCAUGGCAGGGACAGAGUGUGUGCUCCUGAGCAUGAUGGCAUUUGAUCGCUACGUGGCCAUCUGCAACCCCCUGAGGUACCCCAUUGUCAUGAGCAAGGCUGCCUACGUGCCCAUGGCUGCCGGCUCCUGGGCUGUUGGUGGUGCUGCUUCUGUGGUGCACACAAUCUUGACAAUUCGGCUGCCCUUCUGUGGGGACAACAUCAUCAACCACUUCACCUGUGAGAUCCUGGCUGUCCUGAAGUUGGCUUGUGCUGACAUCUCCAUCAAUGUGAUCAGCAUGGGGGUGACCAAUGUGAUCUUCCUGGGGGCCCCAGUUCUGUUCAUCUCUUUCUCCUAUGUGUUCAUCAUUACUACCAUCCUGAGGAUCCCCUCGGCCGAGGGGAGGAAAAAGGCCUUCUCCACCUGCUCUGCCCACCUCACGGUCGUGGUCAUCUUCUACGGGACCUUAUUUUUCAUGUACGGGAAACCGAAAUCCAAGGACCCACUGGGAGCAGACAAACAGGAUCUUUCAGACAAACUCAUCUCCCUCUUCUACGGGGUGGUGACCCCCAUGCUCAACCCCAUCAUCUACAGCCUGAGGAACAAGGACGUGAAGGCUGCUGUGAGGAACCUGGUGAAUCAGAAACACUUCACUCAUUGAUGUUUGGAGAACAGACGUCCCUGUUGUUCUGUGACUCUUGGCUUCCUUCACAUACCAAUCUCCCAAAGAAUAUACAUGUAAAGAGUAAUCACCAGAAAAUCAAAUUAUACA